AUGAAGCGAAAGGCUGUUCAAAAUUUCGGAAGAAUUAUCAAUACCGACGAAAACGGUACCUCUUUGGGUGAUCAUCCGACAAAACCCUUCUUGGGAACUGCCCAUCUUUUCGAAGAGGGAUACGUUAACCUUUUCGGAUGCUCUGUCAAUCCAUUCGUCGAGGAAUUCGACGAUCAGUUGGGUGUGGCAGUGGGGGGACCGAAUAUUCACAUCUAUAGAAUGCCGGUGUUGGAACCGAAACUUGAAUUAGCUGCAGCUGGAGAAUUGGAUGAAGAAGAAGAUCUCUAUACAGUUGCGUGGUGCUACGACAAGGGAGAAAACUUGCAUAAAAUCGCCACUGGCGGCGUUAGCGGAGUCGUCUACAUCGUCGACGCCGCUUCGAUGGAAGUGCAACGUCAACUCCUUGGUGCCGGCAACGCCAUCAACGACAUCAAAACGUGCCCCACUGAUUCCGAGAUUAUCGCCGCUGCCUCGGCUGACCGAACCAUCCGUAUUUAUCACAUCAAAGAGCCGACUUGCCUUAUUUUGAUAGGCGGACGAUUCUCUCAUCAUGAUAGUAUCGUUUCGAUUGAUUGGGUGUCAAACGCUGAAAAAUUAUACAGCUGCGGGUUUGACCACAAAGUCAUGUGCUGGGAUUUGAAUUCUCGGCGUGUUAAAGCUCAUAUUGCGGAUUGUUGCAGAAUAAUUCGAUCAGGGCAACCACUAGGAGAUAUUCUAGAGUAUUCUCAUUCCUCUGGCAUUCAAGGAGUCAACCAACUUUUCGAUCUCGAAGGCCACACAAUGCUUAUAAAAAAGCCAGAAAACUCCAUCAACGACGUCCACUUUGACUGUGUCGACUCGCUUCGUGUUGUCGACUACAAAGAAAAAGCGUACGUUAUCUCCAAGUCGACAGGACACGGACGCAAAAUUUGCUUCUGGCGAAUUGGCACAUUCGGUCAGGAGACAGAAAUGGUUCAUCGUGAUGAGAUCUCCACAUCGCACACAAAAAUCGCCGAGAUGUCGAUUGAUGACGGUUAUCCAUGGUUCGGAAAAAUCGAUGUUGAUGUGACGGGGAAGUGGUUAGCCGCGCCGGGAGAUAGUGGCAACAUUCACCUGUAUAACUUGAAAAAUCGGAAUGAGAGGAAGGCAUUCCUCGAUCUGAAAGUGCCAGAUAUGAAAGACACUAUGAUCCGUCAGGUCAUGUUCUCGCCGAACGGAAGACUGUUGUUCGUUGUCGGCGAUGCCGGAUUCGUGGCUCGCAUCGAUAGAGUUCCAGACAAUGCGACGAACGUCGUCGAUGUUUGGUGA
Caenorhabditis remanei is the source of this 1287-nucleotide messenger RNA. RefSeq lists its product as uncharacterized. The coding region runs from base 1 to 1287 and encodes 428 amino acids. NCBI's taxonomy places the organism in Eukaryota, Metazoa, Nematoda, Chromadorea, Rhabditida, Rhabditidae. Gene Ontology annotation, biological process: negative regulation of transcription by RNA polymerase II. The record is from RefSeq and is a predicted model, not a curated record. Gene Ontology annotation, cellular component: ESC/E(Z) complex. The transcript is spliced from 8 exons. Gene Ontology annotation, molecular function: nucleosome binding; protein binding.